UGACCACUGUUUCUCACUCGGGUCCAGGCUUUGGAGCAGUCCGGUUUCAUUUCCGCUCGGUUCACAGAAAACAGCUCGUAACUUUUCUGCAGCGAAGGCCGCCGCCGCCAUGUCCAACAACAAUGCCAGCAACAACCUAAUAAUCGCUCAGAGGGCCGUGAAGCAGCUCCGGUUAGAGGCCAGUAUCCGGAGGAUCAAGGUGUCCCAGGCUGCUGCUGAGCUGAGAAACUUCUGUCUGCAAAAUGCCUCCAAGGACCCUCUCCUGGUCGGGGUCCCCUCCAGUGAUAAUCCCUUCAGACCCCCUAAAUCCUGCUCCCUGUUCUGAGAAAGAAGCGUGGAAGGCUUUCUUCACUUCUACGCGACAUCUCUGUAGAUCCACCAGCUCCUCUCGGGAUGAUGCAACGUGGGAAUGAUGGAUGGGGUGGGGGGUGGGGUGUUGAGGGUGCACUUGUUUGCCAAAACUAAUGGUAUCAUAACUCCCAUCUGUUACAUUUAAAGCAGGGCCAAACUCGACAUGUUGUUAUUGACACUAGCCUGACUAAUUAUUAAGCUGGUCUCGUUUUACCUCGUGCUUAACAUGCCUGGCCUCUCUUUACUGUCUUAACAUUGUCUGUCUCCAGUCAGUCAGCGAAGUGCCGUCCAUGUGACUGGCUGUUGAUGGUACGACUUCCUCUUGUGUUUUCUGUGUUACACUCAUAGAAUUAUUAAUAGUAAUGAAUUCAACCAGGUGCUGUUAAAGAAAAUAAGAGCAUGUAUUGUUAUGUGCACGGUGGGGUCCAAUGUCCCAUUCACUUGAGUGGGGAAAGUUGUCUCAGACUUUUGGACCUCACUGUCCACUGUAUUUCAUCAAAACAUUAACUGUGCACGUGGCCAACAGACAUGCUGAUCACCUGUGAGCUAAAAUGAUUGGUGUCUUAAACUACUCAUAAAUUAUAAUAAUAUAUAAUAGUUAAGGUGUUAGUGCUAUUCUGAGGUACGACAAUACGGUACAGACUUUUAAUUCUUUCAGUGCAGGACGUGAUUGUUCAUCCCAUCCUUUUUCUGUACAUAUUUAACAGCCUGUUAAGGUUGCUUACCUGUUCCAUGUCUUUAAUUUAAAAAAGAAAAAACACAUCAAGGCCUUACACUAUUUGGAUAGUGAAACCUGGUUGCAAAUUUAAUGUUUAUCACUUUGUUUGUAUUUGUGUUUAACGAAUCAUGCUGCAGCGACUCGUUGUAUUAAUUGAUUUUGCCGCUGAAAUCUUAUUCCAAUCAACCAAAACCUUUCACUACUGUCAGCUUUUAUCUUUCUUAACUUUGCUACUGUGGGCGACCUUGUAGGAAUUAAAUAUUCCUUUUUUUGAACACUGAAAAA
Hippoglossus stenolepis (Pacific halibut) is the source of this 1354-nucleotide messenger RNA. RefSeq lists its product as uncharacterized. The coding region runs from base 110 to 325 and encodes 71 amino acids. The transcript has 3 exons. Gene Ontology annotation, biological process: G protein-coupled receptor signaling pathway. Lineage: Eukaryota; Metazoa; Chordata; Actinopteri; Pleuronectiformes; Pleuronectidae. The record is from RefSeq and is a predicted model, not a curated record. Gene Ontology annotation, molecular function: G-protein beta-subunit binding. Gene Ontology annotation, cellular component: heterotrimeric G-protein complex.